Molecule: messenger RNA, 4958 nt
Organism: Nicotiana tabacum (common tobacco)
Lineage: Eukaryota; Viridiplantae; Streptophyta; Magnoliopsida; Solanales; Solanaceae
Biological process (GO): actin crosslink formation
Cellular component (GO): actin filament
Molecular function (GO): actin filament binding; cytoskeletal adaptor activity
Source: RefSeq, a predicted model, not a curated record
AGAAGAAAAAAGGGUGAAAAAAAACAAAAAGUGUGUCCGAAAUUUGGCGGAGCGGAUUCUCUCUUUUUGUUUUCAUGUGACAUAAAAGUAAAACACAGUCCGUCCACAUGGAUUUUUUUCACUAUUUCCUGCCCUAAAAUAAUUAAAUUUCCCUGUCACUGCACGCAGUAGCUGCGUCUACGCGGCUGCUCCUCCAUCCUCACAUUUAAUUUUUCCCAUUAAUGUUCCAUUCUCUACAAUUUGAAAUUUGAAAAUGAACAUAAAAAUAGCUAUAUGUCAGUGUAGGUAUUUACUCAUAUUUCAGAAGUGAAAUUAUUGAAAAAAACAAUGGGCGGCUACCGAGCUGUUGCUGCCGCAGUCAGCGGCGAUUCUUCCAAAUCCUCGGCUGAAUCUAGCUUCCGGGAACUUGAUGAUGUCUUUUUGCAGACUCAAACUAGAAUAUGGCUUGGGGAAGUUCUGAAGAUGAGGUUUGACGAGCACCUACAUAUUUCUGAUUUGCUUGCCGAUGGAGAUCUUCUGUUUGAAGUCUCCAAAGUAUUAUGGAAUAUGCUAUUGGUUAAGUGUGGCGAGCUAAGACAUUUGAAGUAUGAACCACUUGGUUCACGGAGAUGCAGUGGGAGAUAUAUGCCUUACUCUAAUGUUGACUCCUUCUUGAAGAUCUGCAAAAUACUGGGAUUAAAUGGUAUCGAUCUCUUCUCCCCAUCAGAUGUUGUUGAGAAAAAGAACAUUCGUAAAGUUUGUAUUUGCAUAAGGGCACUUUCAAAUAAGGCCUGUUCCAAACAAUUGAAGGUUCCUGACUUUGACUUGGUGACCUAUACGGUGGUCAUGCCAAAAGAUAUGGUAGGUGGCAUUCGAAGAAGCUUGGAGACAUCAAGCAGCCUUUCAAGUUCUUCUGGUUAUUACUCGUAUAAAGAAACAAGAUCAAAACAUAUGGAGAGAAAUAAAACCAGAGAAUCUGAAGGAAACUAUGAUUCUUUAUCUGAAGAAUCUAACGAGGCUGAGAGCAAGUUUGUGGGAGAAGAGUCUUGUUGCUCAUCUAUGAAUCAGCUUGAAGAUAAUAACGCCACAGAUUCAGAUGCAGACAAUUCUAUUGACGAACAUUCAGCUGUUAGAAAGAAUGGAAGAGAGAAAAUUAGUGUACUCUCAUGUUCUCAUGACCACCAUGUUUAUAAAUGUGAUUUCUGCAAGUACGGAUCAGAAUUAUCUAAAACUCUUCCAUCUCAGUGUGCUAGGAAUGACCGUACAGAAGAUAGUUGUUCAUCAAUUUGCACCAGUUCUCAAUCAAGAUCACAUCAUAGAACUUCUCGAGGAAAUGGAGGGAAAUAUAGUACUACCAAUGAUAGGAUACACUUUGAUUAUAGCGACCUUAACAUGGUAAAUGAUGAGUCAGUUGUUGGAGAUUCUAUGUAUGACAAUGACGUGGAAAGUAGUUAUAUAUCUAACUACUUAGCAUUCACAGAUUCAGUUAUUGGUGGAACUGAUGGAAGUACUCCUGUACUGCGGAAAGGUGAAGAUAAUAUUUUGAACCUUUUUAUGGCUAUUGAUUCUCAUGAACCAAAUUUAAGCGAAAGGACUUCCCAAAUUGGACUUCAGAAUAAAUUUUCUGAUACUGAAGAUGCAGAGGUCUCAUCAACCACUAGCAUGAGCUCUGUAUUAUGUCGGGUGCGUGCUUUGGAUUUCGAUGACCAAUUUGAUGCAGAUGAUUGUUUAACAGCAGAAACUCCUUGUGCCAUGCUGGAAAAUGAUGCUGAUAGGCAGUAUAAGUAUGCAUCUGCAAGUCAUAAUGCAUUGAAUGUUGCAACCAACGAGCUCAUGUUUCAUGAUACUAAAGAACCUUCUAUAGUAAAACCUAAAAUUUCUGGUAGUCUCACUGAGCUGACAUAUUCCUGUCCAGAUGGAUUGCAAUUUGCUGCUAGAGAGCCUCUUACUGAUAAAAUUGUCUCAUCGCAUGGAAAUAACUCAAAUUAUUUUGAUGAAGAAAUGGAGGCUGCUAGAAGUAAAAAUAAGUUUGUUGAUACUGCAUGUAGAAAUAAUCUUAAGAAUGUGUCUUUAGUUAACCCUAGUGAAGGAUGUGAUGGUGAUUCACAGUAUCUGAAAUUUGUUUCUGAUGAAGUCAGUAGUACAUGUGAACCAUCCAUGACUCUGGAUGGUGUUAACAUGGAUCAGAAUUCUGUUAUUUCUGCAUAUUAUUGUGAACAUAUUGAAAAAGGGUUCCCCUGUUCCUGCUCCCCUGUCUACGAUUCAGGAGAUGCAAGUGAAGUAUGUGAACCAACAGUUCCAGGAGAUGAUGGUGAUACAAAACAUAAAGUAUCAUAUGUGUUGGAAGAAAAUGCUUCACCGAGGCGGCAAGAAACAGAUGCUGGUCAAUUAAAUGACAAACAUCGUCACAGGCCAUUGCUGAAAACAGUUGCCAAAGGCACUGCACUUGUUGGUGUAUUGUGUCUGUUGCUGCAUUUCAGUCGUAGGAGAAACAAACAGGAAAACAGUGAAGCCGGCAGUAGACCAACUCAAAGUAAGAAGUUCCGUGGCAGAGAUUUCUCGUAUGGGGAUGGACAAAAUGGACGUCGAGUAGAUAAAGUUUAUCCUUCAGAAAAACUCAAGUUCAAGAAUUAGAUUCUGGAUCUGUGAGACUUAGUAAGAAGCAUGGCUGGUUUUUCAUAUGUUCAGCCCAUCUCAUUUUAGUGUAGAAUAAGCAUGAGGUAUGGUUCAUACGCUAAUAGCACAUUGAAUGGUAAAUUUUAGGUUUCCCUAUGCCGCUUAAAGAAGAAAAAAAGAAAAGUAAAUAGCUGCUUACUUCCAUGAGUUAAUGUAAUCUUGAAGGAAUUAAUGGCUACAAUCUCUGUAGUAGGCACAAAGCAUGUAAUGAUGGGAAACUAGCAUCUUGUACCCAUUUUUAAUUCGUACGUCACGUAGAAUACUAUUUAUAUACUUCAUCUUUUUUUUAUUAUGUCCUCUGAGGAACAUUUAUUUCUUUUAUUUCAUACUUUAUCUUUUGAAUCAUGAAAGAAAAAGUUUCUAACAGGACACUUAUGAAAAGGGAAAAAAAAGAAAGGAAAAAGAUACUGCCCUUCUCCUAAGAAAUAAGAUCAUAUUUCCUUAAGAUAUGCAUUUAUAUCAGAGCCAUCGUAAUUAGUUGAAUCGAUCAAAACACUAGGAUUGUUUCACGUUGUAUAUGUAUGAAUUAUGAUCCCUUGGAGACCAUUGGGGUUGAUUUGAGGAGGAUUCCAACGAAGGUAGAAGCUGAAAAUUUGUAGAAGGCCUCGUCUGCCUGAGGAAUGCUGCAAACGCAAACGCCGGAAAACUUGCAUGAAUCGCGGAGGCGGACUGCAUUUCGUGAAAGCGGAAUAAGGUUACCCGGAAAUUGUAGAACUCAAAUUGACUUCAAUUAUUACACAGGUAUUCUGCACUACUGAAAAUUUUUGCAUUCGGUGAUUGUACUUAAAGUUGUGUUGCUGAAGUUUGAGAAAUUUGAACCAAAAAGCUUUGCUAAAACUUAGUUGCAGCUAUCGUCUAAUACCUAACACUGAUUUGAACAAAGAUCAAAUUUCCCAAGCUUUUAAAAUUAAUUGUGUUCAGCUGGUUCUAGUCGAACUAAUUGGUAUUGGUUGUAGUAGUUUUGUUUCUAGAGUGUGGAAAUUGAUUUGAAAAGUUCAGCUGGGGACUGUUUAAAGCUGGAUUAAGAUCAGAAAAACCAGCUGAAGUUGGCGAGGUGCUGAAGAAGGGACUAUUCUGCAAAGGCGAUACUCAUUCUUAAGUUUCCAUUUCUUUUUUCAGUUUUCUUUAACAGAAGUUCAAUACAGUUUCAUUCUUUAGUUUUUGCAGAAAUUGCAGAUUGCAAUUUUUUGGUCCAGAUUUUGCCCAGUUUAAUUUUUGAGAACCUGCUGCUGUUUCUUAGCUGAAAUCUGUUGAAUAACUUGAAAUCUGAGUUUUAAACUGAAUUCUUCUUUGUUAGCUGCUGUUAGAAUCGAAUUAGCUGUUAGAAGAUUCAAUUCAGGGUUUGAGGAUUUGUUCCAAAAUUCUGGUAUUCUGAGUAUCCGAUUUGAGUUUGUAUUUUGGAAACUUGAAUUUGAAGUUUCGAUUUUUUUAUUGAAAGGGUUUGUGAUUGAAUUCGGUAUCUGCUGUGUAAUAUACUAGUAUUGUUUGGACGAGAAUCAGUUCUGAAGGUUUGAAACUGUUUACAGUGUAUUGAAACCAAAGUUCACCAAAGUGGGUGGGAAAUAUCAUCUGAAUUUCAAUUCCUUUUUACUAAAGUCUUUUUGGAAUGAAGGAUAUUUGUAGUUGUAAAAAAGCAACUUGAUUUUUCGGGGAAUUGGGACAGUCUGGUGUGAAUUGAAUCAACUUGGGUCAAAUUUGAGCUGCAAAAUCUGCAGCAAAACAGCAACUCAAGAAGCUAUCCCGAAAAUUUCAGACUUCCAUCGACUUCCAUGCAGAGCUGAUCUCAGCACUGAUUUAUGAAUUCUGCACAGUCCAGUUUCGCACAGUUAUUUCUGCAUAGUCCAGUUUCUGCACUGUCAAAAAUUCUGCAGUUUGGUUCAGUUGGGGUUACGCCAAACUGAUUUGGAAAUUGGUUGUGACAGGAAGUUGUCGAAGUUAUUCUUUGAUGACUCUUACAGUUUAAGUUCGUAUGUACACACUGCUUGAGGACUGUUCGAAUUCUGGAACAGGAGAACACCUGCAGAUUUGAAAGAACUUGAUCUUCUGGUAUCAUUGGAAGUUUUGGAGCUGUUUUGAAGAAGGCUUUGGAGCAGAUUGUAGCAGUUUCAGUUGGAAUAAAAAAGUUCGACAUAGCCUUUUCAUUACUGUCCAGUUUUAACAACCUGCCACUGUGAUUAGGAGUCUUAUUUUUUGCAUCAAUUCUGAAGUUGUACUUUUCAUUCCCUGGUGAAUGUAACAGAAGAAAUUUCCAGAAAAGUGUCCAGUUUCUUUAAUUAGUGUAACUGUUUUCUUCUAAUGUUUCA